GAAAGAGGUUAGUGUCUGGGUUGCGGAGCUGGGUGCCAGGGUGGGGGUUCUGGGCGAGGCCUGCGCACCCUCCUUUUCUUGGCGGGGGUCGGGUGUGUGGUCCCGGUCCCCGUAAUGUACGGAGGCAGAGGGAAAGGGCUCUGGCCCACUCGGCGUCAUGUCUUCGGUGCCCGCGGCAUCCAGUCCGCCGGUUCUAUCCUCAAGCGCCGGGACACGGCCUCCGAGAAGCGUGGCGGAACGGAGGUUCUGCAGGCUCCUCCCUCGUGCGCUCACGCCUUCUCCUUUGAUUUCAGGUCUUUGGAACCGCCCCUGGAGCCGGAGCUGUCGUGUCCCCUCCUCUUUAACUGCCCGUUGCAAACAAUAAAAGACGAUCGUACACUAAUAGCUUUUCUCUUGGACCUCAGGCUCCUGCGGGCGUGUGGGCGGCAUUUCGCUGAAGGCUCUCCGGCCGACCUUGCGGGGAUCUCCAGAUGGCCGCGCUGCGCCGAACCCUCCACGUGGCGACACUGGCGGCUGGGGCGCGCCGUGCUUUGGCGGGGUACACUGCACCGUUUCUGCAUCGUAUUGAUGGAACUUGGCCGGUGGGUGACACAUGUGCUCCACUCGUGUCCACAGGCUCCCUGGCUGGUAGCUGCCUGGCCGACCGUCGCCUCUGGGAUAAGCUCCAUGCCGAUACCCGAAAAGGCCACGUCCCCACGUUCGACUGGUUCUUUGGGUAUGAGGAAACCCAGGGGUUGCUACUGCCGCUCCUGCAGGAGACAGCGGCUGCCUGCCCACUGCGGGUGUUGGACGUGGGCUGUGGGACCUCCAGUCUGUGUACAGGCCUCUACACCCAGUGCCCACAUCCCGUGGAUGUGCUGGGGGUGGACUUCUCUCCUGUGGCUAUUGCCCACAUGAAACGUCUCCUGGAAGGUGGCGAAGGCCAAACACCCCUGUGUCCUGGGCAUCCUGCCUCCAGACUCCACUUUAUGCAGGCUGAUGCCCAGAACCUGGAGCCAAUGGCUUCCUCAGGCUCCUUCCAGCUAGUGCUGGAUAAGGGCACCUGGGAUGCUGUUGCCCGUGGUGGUCCUCAGGGAGCUUACCAGCUUCUGUCAGAGUGCCUCAGGGUCCUAAGCCCCCAGGGGACCCUGAUUCAGUUCUCAGACGAGGACCCUGAUGUGCGGCUUCCCUACCUGGAGCAAGGGUCCCCAGGCUGGAGUGUGACUGUGCAGGAGCUAGGCCCUUUUGGGGGCAUUACUUACUUUGCUUACUUGGUUCAAGGCUCUCAAAGCCUUCAGUCCUGACCCAACAUUUUUCUGUUGGGUGAAGAAGGCGAUGGACAGCUUUUCAACUUUGUAAGAUGGCUGGGAAGCGAGGAUUUGAGGCCUGGCCUCCACAUUUACUAGUUGGGUACACAGUAUGGAAUGUUUCUGUCCCCUGGUUCGCGAACUGACAGCAGGGUAGGAAUAAUAACCCGGAGUUAGGGGAUUACAGAUGAUGAUGGGUGAAAUAUGGAGCAUUUAGCAAUGGCAGGCACAAGAGGGGUGCUAAAUAGAGAAGGUACAGUGAUUCAUUCCCCAGCCCCAAUAAACUGGAACUCCUAAAAACAGGAGUUUUGUGGGGUAUUUGUGGGUUAUUUUGAGGACUUUGGGUUUUGUUUGCUUGUUUUUAGAUUUAUUUAGAGAGAGAGGGAGAAUCCCAAGCCAUCUCCAUGGCCAGUGCAGAACCCAAAUCACAGCUCCAUCUUAAAACCCUGAGAUCAUGACGUGAACUGAAACCGAGUCGGAUGCUUAACCGACUGAGCCACCUGGGUGCCCCCAUUAGAGGAGUUUUUUAAUCGAGGCGUUCUUAAUCCAAAUCCCAGUACAAACUGACUUGUGUGACCCAGUGGCCUCACCUAUAGAAGGGGGAAGACUGAAAGAACCCACAGAAUGGUCUCAACAAAUCACCGAAAUGUUGAGGGAGACCGAAGUAGACUUACCCUCAAAGCUUCUGGGAGGCAGGAGAUGUGAAUAUUCCAUAAAACAGCUUUGACAAACAUGGGAGCCUGCUGCUGGCUUCCA
Messenger RNA from Enhydra lutris kenyoni (northern sea otter), 2042 nucleotides. RefSeq names its product methyltransferase like 12 (gene CSKMT). Bases 471 to 1283 code for a protein of 270 amino acids. The transcript is spliced from 3 exons. NCBI's taxonomy places the organism in Eukaryota, Metazoa, Chordata, Mammalia, Carnivora, Mustelidae. The record is from RefSeq and is a predicted model, not a curated record.